GGCAACCAUGACAAACCCAAGCUCGAGCCCAGCAAUGUGAUCUCAAUCCUCAUCUCCUCCGAGUUCUUGAAGAUGGACACGUUAGUGGAGGAGUGCAUCCAGUACUGUCACAAGCACAUGAGUGCCAUCGUGGCCACACCCUGCAACAUGAACUGCAUCAACAGUAACCUGGCAGCGGACAUGUCUGACCUCUUCAGCCACAACGAGGCAGACGACAUCACGGACAGAAAAGACAAGUUCAAAAGUAAGUUAUUCCAGAAGAAAAUUGAGUGUCUCUUCGAUCCUGACUAUAAGAACCGGGACUCCCCAGGCAACGCAUCAACUCUGUACAGGUGUGGUCUGUGCCUGAAACUGCUGACCAAGGACACAGAGCGGAAGAUCUCCUGCAUCCCAGGGAAGAUCAACAUCAACCCUCGAGGAGACAUCACCUACACUCACAGCAGGCAGAAGAGAUGGGAGGUCUAUGAUCUAUCACUACCUCUGGUCUGUAGGCAGGAGAGAUGGGAGGUCUAUGAUCUAUCACUACCUCUGGUCUGUAGACAGAAGAGAUGGGAGGUCUAUGAUCUAUCACUACCUCUGGUCUGUAGACAGAAGAGAUGGGAGGUCUAUGAUCUAUCACUACCUCUGGUCUGUAGGCAGAAGAGAUGGGAGGUCUAUGAUCUAUCACUACCUCUGGUCUGUAGGCAGGAGAGAUGGGAGGUCCAUGAUCUAUCACUACCUCUGGUCUGUAGGCAGGAGAGAUGGGAGGUCUAUGAUCUAUCACUACCUCUGGUCUGUAGGCAGGAGAGAUGGGAGGUCUAUGAUCUAUCACUACCUCUGGUCUGUAGGCAGAAGAGAUGGGAGGUCCAUGAUUACAUGACAGGACUGUAUGAGGAGCUGAAGUCCUGGGUGCUGGUCUACUGGAGGAUCUGGGGAACCAUCAACCACCUCACCUGCUCCCACUGCCAACAGGUGUUUGUGUGUGCGGAGCUGUCCCACUGUCGGUAUCACCCAGAGGUUGUGUUGUACCCAGGCAUGGGGACAGAGCAGGGCUGGCACGGGACGGGCAUCUACCCCUGCUGCAACCAGAGGACGCUACGCUUUGACCCCACCGGCAUUCCCAAGGUAGGACCACACUCACACACUGACACACUGAAUCUUGUCAAAACGGUGUGUCUCUGUCUGUCUCAGGGCUGUAAGAUGCGGGACCACAUAGUGAACGCGUCAGACAGUGGAGACUGUACUGGGGACCACCAGGUAAACUCAGCCCAGACCAGACUGCUCAACGACCUGCUACUACACAGAGAGACAGUGUGUGUACCCAACACACCCCUACCAGAGACAGGGCCUGUAGACUCCCCCUCCAGUGGUUCAGAGAGGGGGGAGCGGGUACUGGACUGUGACAUCCUGGUAGAGCCGGGGCUUCUGGGACUUCAGAGAGUAGAGGGCACCACCUUUUCCCUGUUGAAAAACUGGAGCCGCCAACUGAGGCAGCAGACGCUGCUGUCUGAGGAUGAGGAGUAUACCACGGGGUCAGAGGUCACUGAGGAUGAGGUGGGGGAUGAAGAGGAGGCCAGCAAGAAACAAGGUAGAGUAAUUAGGCUCUCUAAUUGGUUUAUACUCUAAUUGGAAAAACUGUAUGGCUGAGAGGGAUGAGGCAAAGGAAAUAGCAAAUACGUCUGACAACACAGCAGAUUGGUAAACAUAGAAAUCACAUAACUAAACAAAAAGAAGAAACUAUACCAUGAAAAAAACUCAAGUGCAUUUAAUGAAAUUCUAGGCAAAAAAAAGUUAACUCAUCUGUCAUUGAGGCAGAUGACUUGUUCAUAACAAAACCUUUUAAUAUUACCAAACACUUUAAUCACUUUGUUGUUGACGAGAUUAGCAAACUUAGGUAUGACUUGCAAAUAACAAAUGCUGAGCCUUCAUAUUCAUGCUAGUGGUUAGAGUGUAGGGACGGCAGGUUAGCCUAGUGGUUAGAGUGUAGGGACGGCAGGUUAGCCUAGUGGUUAGAGUGUAGGGACGGCAGGUUAGCCUAGUGGUUAGAGUGUAGGGACGGCAGGUUAGCCUAGUGGUUAGAGUGUAGGGACGGCAGGUUAGCCUAGUGGUUAGAGUGUAGGGACGGCAGGUUAGCCUAGUGGUUAGAGUGUAGGGACGGCAGGUUAGCCUAGUGGUUAGAGUGUAGGGGCGGCAGGUUAGCCUAGUGGUUAGAGUGUAGGGACGGCAGGUUAGCCUAGUGGUUAGAGUGUAGGGACGGCAGGUUAGCCUAGUGGUUAGAGCGUUGGACUAGUAACUGGAAGGGACCAAAUAAUGAAAGACAAGCACUGUAGUUUUCAGUUCCACAAAGUGGGUGUGGAAGAGGUGAACAAAAUGGUUGCUAAUCUAUAAAUAAGGACAAACCACCUGGUACCGACUACCUGGAUGGUAAAUUGCUAAGAUUUGUAGUGGAAUACAUUGUGACUCUUAUUGCCCACAUCUUCAAUUUAAGUCUAGAAGACGGUGUGCCCUCAGACAUCGAGAGGGGGCAAAGGUCAUUCAGCUACCCAAGAAUAGCAGAGUACCCUUUUAAUGGUUCAAACAGCCGAUCAAUCAGUCUGUUAGAAGUGCUUAGCAAACUUUUGGAAAAGAUUGUCUGACCAAAUACAAAGAAAUUUUACAGAAAAUUAAUUAACAACAGACUUUCAGCAUGCUUAUAGGGAAGGGUACUCAACAUGCUUAGCACUGACACAAAGGACUGAUGCUU
This is a messenger RNA of Oncorhynchus keta (chum salmon), 2722 nucleotides long. RefSeq names its product SANT and BTB domain regulator of class switch recombination-like. The record is from RefSeq and is a predicted model, not a curated record. The transcript has 11 exons. Bases 73 to 1605 code for a protein of 510 amino acids. Lineage: Eukaryota; Metazoa; Chordata; Actinopteri; Salmoniformes; Salmonidae.